CUAGGCCGGAUCGAUUCCCCAGCCCCUCCCCAGAUUUUAGGUGAAGUCUUGAGAAAUAAAGUCUUGAGGCCGCAGAGGGAAGUAAGGAGAAUCAGAUCUCGGAUCUUUGGAGAAAAGAAGCAACCCCCUGCAACUAUAGCCAAGCAGAUGGAAAGAGCAGGUUGACAAGAGUCCUCAUAAGAUAACAGCUGAGAACAGGCAGGUAUUCCCUCAGCUACCCUGGGGAUGUGGUUGUGAGGCAGAACCCACAGCUCUUACAGGAAGAGGACCCUCGAGGCCAUGGCCCAAGUCAGCAUCAACAAUGACUACAGUGAGUGGGGUUCCAGCACUGAUGCUGGAGAGCGGGCCCGCCUGCUGCAGAGUCCCUGUGUGGACACAGCCCCCAAGAGUGAGGGCGAGGCCUCUCUCGGGGUUCCUGACAGAGGCACCACUUCCACGCUUGGAGCCAUCUUCAUCGUCGUCAAUGCAUGCCUGGGUGCAGGGCUGCUCAACUUCCCAGCAGCCUUCAGCACUGCCGGAGGUGUGGCAGCUGGCAUCACGCUGCAGAUGGGCAUGCUGGUUUUCAUCAUCAGCGGUCUUGUCAUCCUGGCCUACUGCUCCCAGGCCAGCAACGAGAGGACCUACCAGGAGGUGGUGUGGGCUGUGUGCGGCAAGCUGACAGGCGUGCUGUGCGAGGUGGCCAUUGCCAUCUAUACCUUCGGCACCUGCAUCGCCUUCCUCAUCAUCAUUGGAGACCAGCAGGACAAGAUUAUAGCUGUGAUGGCAAAGGAGCCUGAGGGAACCAAUGGUGGCCCCUGGUACACAGACCGCAAGUUCACCAUCAGCCUCACUGCCUUCCUCUUCAUCCUGCCCCUCUCCAUCCCCAGGGAGAUUGGCUUCCAGAAAUAUGCCAGCUUCCUGAGCGUCGUGGGCACCUGGUAUGUCACUGCCAUCAUUAUUAUCAAAUACAUCUGGCCAGAUAAAGAAAUGACCUCAGGGGACAUCUUGACCAGGCCAGCUUCCUGGGUUGCUGUGUUCAAUGCCAUGCCUACCAUCUGCUUUGGAUUUCAGUGCCAUGUGAGCAGUGUGCCCGUCUUCAACAGCAUGCGGCAGCCUGAGGUGAAGACCUGGGGCGGGGUAGUGACAGCUGCCAUGGUCAUAGCCCUGGCUGUCUACAUGGGCACAGGCAUCUGUGGCUUCCUGACCUUUGGAGCUGCUGUGGACCCAGAUGUACUCCUGUCCUACCCCUCAGAGGACAUGGCGGUAGCUGUUGCCCGAGCCUUCAUCAUCCUGAGCGUGCUUACCUCCUACCCCAUCCUGCACUUCUGUGGGCGGGCGGUGGUCGAAGGCCUGUGGCUGCGCUACCAGGGGACGCCGGUGGAGGAGGACGUUGGGCGGGAGCGGCGUCGGCGUGUGCUGCAGACACUGACAUGGUUCCUGCUCACCCUGCUGCUGGCGCUCUUCAUCCCUGACAUUGGCAAGGUCAUCUCUGUCAUCGGAGGCCUGGCUGCCUGCUUCAUCUUCGUCUUUCCAGGGUUGUGCCUCAUUCAAGCCAAACUAUCAGAAAUGGAGGAGGUCAAGCCAGCCAGCUGGUGGGCAUUGGUCAGUUACGGAGUCCUCUUGGUCACCCUGGGAGCCUUCAUCUUCGGCCAGACCACAGCCAACGCCAUUUUUGUGGAUCUCUUGGCAUAACCACUGCCUCCCAGGAAACACACAACCUUGGCCCUUGGACCCAGAAGCCUAUCUCUCAGAGCUGUGGGGCCACCCCAAGUACAUCAUUCCAGCUGGUGGAAUGGCAACUGGACAUCCUUUUCCAGAGACAGUUCUGGGGCGGAAUCCACCCAUAUUUGUGGACAGUUCAAUCCCAGCGUCGUUCCUCCUCUUCAGCCCCAGCAGUGCAUGGAUGGUGGCAAGAGUCUCAUGUCACAGAGAGUUUCUCCCCUCACACCUCUCAACUUCUCCAUGCCUGAUUCCAUGGAUGGAGAGGGUCAAUGGGUCUUGGAAGGACCCCAUUCUUACUUUCCUCUGGAGAAAGACUGGGCAAAAGGCCGGCAUCCUCCCCAGAGCAGCCUGCCUUUGUAAGGACUGUGCUCAGUACCCCAGGACUCAGCACCUGCUCCUGUCCAUCAGCAGCUAUGGCCAGUGAUGGCCUCUCCUGCAAUCUGUCAACUUCCAAAGGUGUCACUCAAGUUAUACAAAUGCACAGAGACAGGUAGAUGCAGACCCUGUCCACUCCCCACUGGGCCCCCAGCAAGCCUGAUAGCUUUUCUCCCAUGGCUAAUUGACAUUGCCCAAGUCUUUAAGGGCCUCAUCCUGACUCUUUCGCCAAACCUGAUGGUCCAGGUGGGCAUCCCUCCUCCAUACCCCCAGACAUCACAAAGUCUAAUGUUUACAAAUGGUGCCACCCUGGCUCAGAAACCAGGGGCUGCCUGUGCCACGGUGCUGUGUACUCCUCUGUUUGCUUUCCCCAAGGCUGAGGGAUCUGUUUUUUCUCUCAGAUUCCAGAUGGACUUCUCUGUUCAGAGGCUCAUAGUGGGUGAUGAAGGAUGCUGGGAACCUUUUAGAUCCUCCAUGUGGGCUGGGCUGGCUAGAAUCCAGGUGAAGCUCUGACACCAUCUUUCUCAGUGAUUGUUUCACUUCUCCCUGACCCUCCUCUUCCCUCUCCCCAGUCAACAUAGCCUGAGUACCCAGAGAGGAAAAAGGACAGCUGGGACCUGGAAGUUUCUCCUAUCUGGAUCUUGCUCCCUCCUCCCCCCCCUUACCUCAUCUCUGUGUAGCACAAUCUCUCCCAUUCAUCCAUGUUUU
This is a messenger RNA of Castor canadensis (American beaver), 2784 nucleotides long. It is a transcript of the gene Slc38a7, whose product is annotated as solute carrier family 38 member 7. Gene Ontology annotation, molecular function: L-glutamine transmembrane transporter activity; L-asparagine transmembrane transporter activity. NCBI's taxonomy places the organism in Eukaryota, Metazoa, Chordata, Mammalia, Rodentia, Castoridae. Gene Ontology annotation, biological process: amino acid transmembrane transport. Gene Ontology annotation, cellular component: membrane. The record is from RefSeq and is a predicted model, not a curated record.